AUGACCAGUCUGGUGUCAUCUGCUUCUAUCAUCAGUGAUAAUUCAUUUGGAUGCGGACCCAUGGGUAUGAAUAUCGAUCUGGCUCUCAACAAAAUCGAUCGAAGAGAAAUCAUUCCAUGCUGUGUCAGCCAUGAUGCAUGUUAUCGCAAUUGUUCGAUGAGUCGACUGACAUGCAACUGCACGUUCUAUACAUGUAUCAAGAAUCGAUGUGAAAAUCGCCUGCUAAACGACUGUAAAGUGUUUGCUACGAACUUUUUCGCGAUGGUGCGAAUUGGAGGUGUACCAUCGUACAAACGUGAUCAAGAAAGAAACAAAUGUCUUUCGAAAAACUAUCAAAGUGAAUUAGACAAAAUACCAAUGCAACAAGAAACAGAACAGUAUGUAAAAUCAUGUCCAAAAUAG
This is a messenger RNA of Adineta ricciae, 402 nucleotides long. The record is from the annotation of a GenBank genome assembly. NCBI's taxonomy places the organism in Eukaryota, Metazoa, Rotifera, Eurotatoria, Adinetida, Adinetidae.